Molecule: messenger RNA, 3092 nt
Organism: Carassius auratus (goldfish)
Lineage: Eukaryota; Metazoa; Chordata; Actinopteri; Cypriniformes; Cyprinidae
Product: syndecan-3-like
Exons: 5
Coding region: 330-1574 (414 amino acids)
Biological process (GO): cell migration
Cellular component (GO): cell surface; membrane
Source: RefSeq, a predicted model, not a curated record
UCCUCCUCUCACACACGCCAUAGCGAAGAGAAGAGAAAGAGAGAGAGGAGUUCUGGUCUUCCCUCUGCUUCCAUAUCCACCAAGUCUCAACCACUCAAGUCAGAGGGGAGGAAAUCACAAGAGGCCGUGUGCGCUGCUCUUCCUUCUCGGUCUUCGCGUGGUUUUGUGGGGAUUUGACCGUGCUGAUACGAGACGGAUGUGCCGACAAAAGCGCCUUCCCUGAAGUUGGAUACCGUGAACUGAGCGAAAGGUUUACUCUUACCUGGUAUCUUAAAGAGGAGCGCGGAAACGAGAUCGCGAGCCCCGUGUUUUACUGCGCUCGGAGCACCAUGAAGCUCCUGUGCUGGAUGGCGCUCGCGCUGCUGCUGGCGCAGACUGCACUGGCACAGCGUCGCAAACCUCGACCAAGUGAUGAUGAGAGUUCUGGAGAUGGACUUUUAGACGAUGAGGACUACUACUCUGGAUCCGGCUCUGGCUUUCCAGAUAUGGAUGUUAGACCUACUGCAGCAGGUGUGACUGUCAUUACAGAAGAGACCCUCCCACUUUCUACCACACACUCCACUGGCCCCGCCCCCUCUGCCUCCCCCGCCGCAGAGCCAAGUAGCCCACCUCCACCUGAGGUAGAACGUGAAAGUGGCUUGGGACAAGAUGUUGACGGAGAAAGCAUAUCGGAGACGGAGAGGCAGGAGUUUGAGGAAGAGAAAAUGACACGGUCGAAGGAACAGGAAAGAGAACAGGAAUCUGAGGUCGGAAUAAGUUUGAAUAAAGAGCAGGAUGGAGAACAGGAACAAGAGAGAUCGAAAGCUACGGUUGCCCCCCGGCUGACUGAUGUUCCUGUAGUGUUCGUGGACACAUCCACCCUUUUGGGUGAGACUACAGUGGCCACUAGUGACCUGGAGGACAUCGUCACCACAGAAGAAGAGGACGAUAUAUACCUUACUACAGAGCCCAUCAUGUUUGAGCUAUCCAGCACACUGGGGACAACAGCAGAUGACAUCACAACCACUGAGGUCAUCCCCACCACCGCUGAGUCCACCACUGCUAAGCCAACCAGACCACGUCCUGCCCCGACCACUCCGAGCACUGCCCCGGUGCGCCCCCGGAGACCACACACUACCCCGAGCAGAGCCGCCCCCACUGAGAGCAGCACUCGUUCAGUGAUGACCACAACACAGACACAAACACCAGAUGAAACUGUAAAUAAUGAAGUUGCAGGACCAGGUCCAACUGAUGAUUUUGAAAUCCGCGAGAAUGAAGUUCGCCAAGGCAAUGAGGUCGGGACAGGCAGAGGGGCGACUGGCGUGGCAGGAGAACCAGAUCUGACUGGUAACACAGUAGAUGCUGCUGGAAGCUCAGCCGCUCAACUUCCACAGAAGAACAUCCUCGAGAGGAAGGAAGUUUUGAUAGCGGUGAUUGUCGGAGGUGUAGUCGGAGCACUCUUUGCAGCAUUCCUCGUAAUGUUACUCGUCUACCGGAUGAAAAAGAAAGAUGAAGGCAGCUACACAUUGGAGGAGCCUAGACAAGCCACCGUCACCUACCAGAAAGCAGACAAGCAGGAAGAAUUCUACGCCUAACAUCCUUACGUACAACCUGCUUUAUCUCUCCAACCUUGUCCCGUCUCUAUCUGACCCCACUUCCCUUUCUUUUGAUAUCACCCCUUUUCCUUAGCUCCCUUUCUUCCCUCGUUUCCCCAUGAGAGUGCCUCUCAUUCCACGGACUUGGAACUUUCUUUUCCAAAAAAAAAAAAAGAAAACCUGAAAAAGAUAAAUGUAGAAAAAAUGGAAUAUGUUGUGGGUGGGGCCAGAGAGGCUGGGAACACAGAGAAGAAAAACUUUUUUAAGAACAUGUUAUUAUUGAUAUGUUUAGGAUUGUUGUUCUAUGAAAUUAUGACCUGAAUCUUUUUUUUGUAAAGACACUGCGUUUCAGACGUGUUUAAUGCACAACAUUAUGAGAUAAAAAAAAAAAAACAGCAUGAAAAAAUGAUGGAGAGGAAAAGAACACAGUUGGGGUCAUGGAGGGAUUGUGAAAGUCAGGUGAGAGGGAGAAAAAGGAGCAGAAAUAAGAGUUGCAUGGCAGAAGAAGAGGGGGAAUUUGGAGUCCGUACUCAAAAUCCUCUUCUGUCACCAAGGUCAGUGAUCCAACGUUGUGUGGUGCCUUCCAUUUCCCUGGUGCUAGAAACAGAGCUUGAGCAGAGCGAGUGUGUGUGCUUGCGCAUAUGUGUGCGAUUGUAUGUCUAAGGUGCCCUUGUGACCCCAGCCUAGACUCACACACACACGCACAGGUGCACACACUCGACCCGACUCCCUCUGCUGGAGAGAGCAUGUGUCAACACGACGGGACCGUCCGAUGGGAGCAGGGAGCCCGAAACAUGUACACAGCACAUUAAAAACACUAAAGAUUUGCUGUGAGGGAGCGCAUGCAUAGAAUCAUAGGACUAGCCUCUCCUCUGCUCUGUAUAAAGAUUUUAGUAAUCAUUAGUAAUAAUCAAUUGUAUAUCAGCAGCUCUGGAUGGAAGGAAAAUGGUGAUCAUAAUAUUCGUAGUGAAGGAUAUUAUCUAUUUAGCUGUGCAGUAAGGUUUUAUCGGUGUAAAUAUCAACACAUCUUUUUAUUUUUGUCAAGCUUUGAACCAUGCUACUGUAGUCAAAAUUAAACUCACAGAGACAUAUGCUAUCGAUAUCCAAUUUGUUGUCAGUUUAACCUGGAGAAAUGCUGAAACCUUUGCUCAGGUUUAGUAUUUUACCGUAGUUAGUCAAGCGUCUGGUUUUUGUUUUGAAAGCACAAGGUUAGUGUCUCAUGGCCACAUUCACUCGCAAACGGAGAAAUUUCCACUCGCAUACAUGCCACACAACAACCCCUGAUGAACGGGCAUGCUCAAAGACGGAUGUUGUAGGAAUGUGUUGAUGAAGACCUUGUGGGACAUUAUUGCUGUGGGUGUGUGAACGUAAACUUAAUGGUUUGGGAGAAAAAUAGCUUGUUUAACGUAAUGAUAUCUGAGCUGAAAGCCUUUAAGCAGUGCGAUUUCAGUGAUGGUCAAAAUUACUGUCACUUUUUCCUGUUUUAUUUGAUAUUUAUACGUCGGGAUACAUUUAAUU